UUCACAUUUACUACUUCCUGACGUCAUCGUGUAUGUUUUCGUGCUACGUUGAUUUCUGCUACGAUCCAAAUCCACGUAAAUUAAUGUUCAAGCUAACAUAAUUUUCAUAUCUAAAGCUUAAAGAAGGAAUUGAUGAAAUUGUGACGAGCAGGACGGUCAUCAGCAUUCUACAUUCGAGAUGGGAAGUUCAGACUCGAAGCUGAAUUUUAGGAAAGCAGUUGUACAGCUGACAACGAAAACACAGCCUGUAGAAGCAGGUGAUGAUGCAUUCUGGGACCAGUUUUGGGCCGACAGCGUUACCAGUGUGACCGAUGUCUUUGCACUCAUCCCGGCCGCCGAGAUCAGAGCGCUCAGAGAAGAAUCACCAUCCAAUCUAGCAACUCUCUGCUACAAGGCUGUUGAGAAGCUGGUAUCCGCUGCUGAGUCGGGAUGCUCCGCCCCUAGAGACCAACAGGUGGUGCUCAAUGCAGCCCGCCUCCUCACCCGUAUACUCCCUUACAUCUUUGAGGAUCCUGAUUGGAGAGGAUUCUUCUGGUCUACGUUACCCGGCCAAUCGGCAAACAUGGAAGGGUUGGAUGAUUUUAGCGAUGAGGAGUCCCUGCCUCUGGCUCAGUCUCUCCUGGCUGCUUUGUCAGACCUUCUCUUCUGCCCUGAUUUCACCGUGGUAGCUGCCAAGAAAGCUGGACCUGAGAAGCCUGAGGACCCUCAAUCCAUAGACAGCUGUGAGUACAUCUGGGAUGCCGGGGUGGGGUGCGCUACUGCCCCGCCCCACUUUGCCCACCUGGAUCAGAAUCGGACUGAGAUCCUUAAGCUUCUCCUUACCUGCUUCUCAGAAACCAUGUACCUUGCUCCAGCUAAAACAGCUCACACUCCAGCUAGUGAUGCACACAGCCUGCCCAAUCAGUGGAUCAGCUUCUUUUGCUCAUCAGACAACAGACACGCCCUUCCCCUGUUCACCUCUAUGAUAAACAUAGCCUGUGCCUACGACCCUGUGGGCUAUGGAAUGCCAUACAAUCACCUACUCUUCUCGGACACCAGAGAACCGCUGGUAGAGAUCGCUUCACAGAUCCUGGUCGUUACCCUCGAUCAUGCAAACCCUCACAAUGUUGCAUCAUCGGUAGACGGUGCAGAAGAAGUUCACGAGGGAGUGUUACCAGAGAAUUUGUUUGUGAACUACCUGUCCCGCAUCCAUCGAGAGGAAGACUUCCAUUUUAUCCUAAAAGGCAUCACAAGACUCCUGAACAACCCCCUCAUACAGACCUAUCUCCCUGGUUCCACCAAGAAGAUAGCCUUCCACCAGGAGUUACUGGUUCUCUUCUGGAAGAUGUGUGACCACAACAAGAAGUUCCUCUUCUAUGUUCUCAAGAGCAGUGAUGUCUUAGAAGUUCUUGUUCCCAUCCUCUACCAUCUCAAUGAUGCAAGGGCUGAUCAGUCUCGCGUUGGUCUGAUGCACAUUGGUGUUUUCAUCCUCCUGCUCCUGAGCGGAGAGAGGAACUUUGGUGUCCGUCUCAACAAGCCGUACAGUGUACGCGUACCCAUGGACAUUCCAGUGUUCACAGGCACCCAUGCUGAUUUCCUUAUCAUUGUAUUCCAUAAGAUCAUCACAUCAGGGCACCAGCGAUUACAACCCCUCUAUGACUGUCUCCUGACUAUCAUUGUUAACGUGUCACCCUAUCUGAAGAGUUUAUCGAUGGUAUCAGCAAAUAAGAUGCUUCAUCUCCUGGAGGCAUUCUCCACCCCGUGGUUCCUCUUCUCCAGCCCGUCAAAUCAUCAUCUUGUUUUCUUCCUCCUUGAAAUCUUCAACAACAUCAUCCAGUAUCAGUUUGAUGGCAACUCCAACUUGGUGUACACCAUCAUCCGCAAGCGUACAGUGUUCCAUCAACUGGCCAACCUCCCUUCGGACCAAGCCUCUAUCUCCAAGGCUCUGGCUAAGAGGAGUAAGAAGGUAGGCCCUAGUCCAGCUGCGGACUACACCGACCCUGCCUCCAUGGAGGGGUCUAUGCAGGCUGCAGACGCAGAGCCAGGAACCCUCAAAGCUACUCUCCUUGCUACGCCAGGUGUGUCCAUGAUGACAGAGACGUCUAAGGUGAUGCCUGGUGAAGCAGCAGCAGCAGCAGCAGCUAGCAUGGAGAACAGCAAUGCAGAGGAACUCUCAGGGGGUGGUGGCGACAACAUGGCACAGAGCAUCCAGACAGCUCAAGCCGUCUCCCCUCAAAGCGAUACCGAGAGUCACACCUCGGAAUCCAGCAGGGUACCGCCACAGGAUGGCCAAGCGAGGGCGGGCUUCAGCGGCGAUGAUUUCCGUCCGGCUGCCCUGCAGAGGACAGGCUCAACCUCAUCCAGUGCUGCAGCCAGCGUGGCCGGAGAAUGGAGACCAACUCCAGAAUGGGUCCAGUCUUGGAAACAGAAGCUACCCCUUCAGACCAUUAUGCGUCUUCUUCAGGUCUUGGUCCCACAGGUUGAGAAGAUAUGUAUUGACAAAGGACUAACAGAUGAGAGUGAGAUCUUGAAGUUCUUGCAGCACGGUACGCUGGUCGGUCUUCUUCCCGUCCCGCACCCGAUCCUCAUUAGGAAGUAUCAGGCUAACAGCGGGACUACCCUCUGGUUCAGAACAUACAUGUGGGGCGUCAUUUACCUCAGGAACCUGGAGCCACCCAUCUGGUACGACACGGCAGUUCGACUGUUUGAAGUCCAGAGAAUCAACGAGACGUAAUCACAAGAUGCUGCAGUCGUCUUCCAUCAUAUUUAAACCCACUGGAACUUGGACCCACCGAUUUGGUACGAUACGGACGUGAAACUCUUUGAGAUUCAGCGAGUGUGAAGUAACACAGGCAUGCACCGCUACUACCAAGUAUACAAAGCCUCGCUCUCUCCCUCUCUCUUUCUCUCUCUCUGUCGCUCUUUCUUCUCCAUUCUCUCUUUUUUUCUUUUUUUUCUUUAAAAAAAAAAUACUUAUUCCUAUGUAUCUUAUUUAUUUAAUAGCUUAAAGUUGAUCUUGUAAAUGUACAUCCUGAUCCAUGGUUGUAAUUGAUCGUCAUAUAAAUCACAUAUUGAUGAAAACACUUCUCAGCAUAUAUAAAUAUAUAUAUGACGUAUAUAUUGUAUCAGAUUACAUUUUACAAAGAAGAGAAAAACCAAGCUGUUAAAUAUUUCAAUUUUUGCUUCCUGUUAGGAGUGUCCUUAAAGCCUUGUUAAAAAGGGAAAGUUAUAUUUUGAUUUAUUGAAUAUCUGUUCAUUUGCUAGUCCACUGUUUACCUGAUUUUUGUCAUAAUGGAAAGGAACAUGGUCCAAUGCCCCAAUGACAGAAGAGGAGGUCAACAGGUUUUGUUCCAAAGCCUAAGCUUUCAAUGUAGAAUAUACACCCAUACCAUGGAAAAUACAGAGAAUUUUGAAUGUUUUUGUGAACUGUAGACUUUGGUUUUCUCCUGAACCCCUCAAAAAGUUACACUCUGUUUGCAAUGCAAUGAUUUGUGUUGCAAGUUAAAUUAAUCAAAA
This is a messenger RNA of Strongylocentrotus purpuratus (purple sea urchin), 3495 nucleotides long. Its product is annotated as protein HID1. The record is from RefSeq and is a predicted model, not a curated record. Lineage: Eukaryota; Metazoa; Echinodermata; Echinoidea; Camarodonta; Strongylocentrotidae. The coding region runs from base 179 to 2713 and encodes 844 amino acids. Gene Ontology annotation, cellular component: membrane; Golgi medial cisterna; Golgi trans cisterna. The transcript is spliced from 21 exons.